Molecule: messenger RNA, 3447 nt
Organism: Cornus florida
Lineage: Eukaryota; Viridiplantae; Streptophyta; Magnoliopsida; Cornales; Cornaceae
Product: cysteine-rich receptor-like protein kinase 10
Exons: 13
Coding region: 23-2596 (857 amino acids)
Biological process (GO): protein phosphorylation
Molecular function (GO): protein kinase activity; ATP binding
Source: RefSeq, a predicted model, not a curated record
CCUUGACACCCUCCUCUCCUCUAUGGCUUCUGACAUCAACUACUAUGGCUUUUAUAAUUCCUCCUACGGCGAAAACAAUGACACAGUUAAUGCAAUCGCAUUUUGUAGAGGAGAUGUUGGGAUCGAUAUCUGUCGUGUUUGCGUCGGUGAAUCUAGUGCUAUAAUCACAGAAAAGUGUCCUAACAAAAAGGAGGCAAUUGUAUGGUAUGACAAUUGUACGUUGCGUUAUUCCUACCGCUCUAUAUUCCAUAAGAUGGAAACUUCGCCUCCUUUCGCUAUGGAUAACCCCCAUAAUGCAUCCAAUGUGGAUCAGAUUGAGAAGCUGACAACCUUGUUGAACCGCCUAAAGGACAAAGCUGCAUCAGGUGACUCUAAUCUCAAGUUUGCAACGGGGAACGAGCAAGCACUGGACUUCCGAAUGUUAUUUGCGCUUGUGCAGUGCACCCCUGAUUUAUCUAAGCAGCAAUGCAUCGAUUGCCUAGAUGACGCUGCUACAUGGAUUCCAAGAUCUUCUAAUGGACAGCUUAAUUGGGGAGCCAGAGUUAAUUUACCCAGCUGCAAUCUAAGGUUUGAGUACUAUAUUUUUUAUGGUGACAACAUCAUGGAUGCACCACCACCGCCACUGCUGCCACCACCGGCCCUGCCACCACCACCACCGGAGACGAGCAAAAAUGGAGCAUUAGUUGCAAUCAGCACCAGUGUACCAUCAUUUGUUGUGUUAGCCCUGCUUGGGUCCAGUAUUUACUACUAUUGGAGAAGGAAAAGAAAAGAGAAAGAAGAGAGAGAAAAUAGCCAAGAGGUUCAAUUAAUCAACUUGGCAAAUGAUAGAAUAUUUAAUCAUCACUACGAGAUUGAAAAUUUAGAAGGAGAAAAUGGGGUGAAUUCUCAAGAAUUACCUUUGAUCCAAUUGGAUAUCAUACAGGCAGCUACACAACAAUUUUCUGAAGAAAAUAAGCUCGGAGAAGGUGGAUUUGGUCCAGUGUACAAAGGAACAUUAGAAGAUGGAAAGGAAAUUGCGGUAAAGAGGCUCUCAAGAACUUCAGGCCAAGGACUGCAAGAGUUCAAGAAUGAAGUUAUUUUAAUUGCAAAACUACAGCACAGGAAUCUUGUCCGACUCUUGGGUUGCUGUUUGGACAGAAACGAAUUGCUGCUCAUCUAUGAAUACAUGUCCAACAAGAGCUUAGAUUUCUUCCUUUUUGAUUCCACUAAAGGUGCACAACUAGAUUGGAAAAUACGCCUUAGAAUUAUUCAUGCAAUUGCUCGGGGUAUUUUGUACCUGCAUGAAGAUUCCCGACUCAGAAUUAUUCAUAGAGACCUUAAAGCUAGCAACAUUUUGCUGGAUCAUGAGAUGAAUCCAAAAGUUUCAGACUUCGGAAUGGCAAGAAUUUUUGGAGGAAAUCAAAUUGAAGCUAACACAAAUAGAGUUGUUGGAACAUAUGGGUAUAUGGCACCAGAGUAUGCUAUGCAGGGAUUAUUUUCUGUUAAAUCAGAUGUAUAUAGUUUUGGAGUUUUACUACUGGAAAUAGUGAGUGGAAAAAGAAACAACAACCUCUACCAUUCUGAACAUGGUCAAAGCCUCCUUACAUUCGCAUGGAAAUUGUGGUGUGAAAGCGAAGGGUUGGAGAUGAUGGACCCAUUACUUGUGCAGUCUUUUGUGGCAGAGGAAGUAUUGAGAUGCAUCCACAUAGGAUUGUUAUGUGUCCAGGAAGAUCCAGCACAUAGGCCAACCAUGUCAUAUGUAGUCCUCAUGCUGGGAAGCGACACCAUAACUCUUCCUCGACCAGCACAACCAGCAUUUUCUUUUGAAACAGUACAAUCCUCACAGGAUAAUAAGACGUGCUCCAAUAAUGUAGUAACUAUUUCAAAUGUAUCACCCAGGGAGGAUUCACUACCGCCAAUCUUAUUGUAUGAUGCGAACAAUAUCACAGAACAAGACCGAUUUAUGCAAUUGCUGGGAGAAACUAUGGAUGGUUUAGCGACUCGGGCUUCAAAUGAUGUGUCUGGAAACGUUAUCAGGUACGAGAUGUACCCAUUUUUCAAUUACACAGCCACCGACCCACAACCGCCAACACCAACACUGCCUCCACCUCCUCCAAACCCUUUAGCAAGUCCUAAAGGGGAAAGGAAAAUUUCGUUCAAAACAACAAUUAUCGCCGUUGUUGCUUCAAUAGGUGUGUCAGCGGUACUUCUCUCAGUAGGCUUGUGCUUCCUAGUUAGGAGAGCCAGAAAACAGAAUUAUACUAUAGAAAAAGAAAACGUUGGGAGUGAUAUUACAACUGUAGAAUCCUUGCAAUUUGAUUUGGGUACGAUUGGAGCAGCCACAAACAACUUCUCCAUUGAUAACAAGAUAGAUCAAGGCGGGUUUGGUCAGGUCUACAAGGGUAGUCUCCCUGAUGGACAAGAUAUAGCUGUGAAGAAGCUAUCCCAGACCUCUGCACAAGGCGCUACAGAAUUUAAGAAUGAGGUGGUUGUGGUAGCCAAGCUUCAACAUAGAAAUCUUGCCAGACUAAUGGGAUUUUGCCUCACUGAAGAGGAGAAGAUACUCAUUUAUGAAUAUAUUUGUAACAAAAGUCUUGACCAUUUUUUGUUCGGUUAGACCCUUUGAACAUUUGUUUUGAAUUUUCUUUUUAUCUUUUGAGUUUAAUAACAACAUGUGUAUGAUUGCCAUGGUUUAAUAUUUCAUUUACUAAUACGACAAAUAUUUAUUUUAUUUAUUUUUUUUUUUUUUGAGUUUAUUUAAUUGAAUAAUUCUAAAUCUGAUUAUUCAAAUUUGAGUUGACUCUCUAUUUUUAUGAAUGUAGAUCCCGAAAAACAAAGACAAUGGGAUUGGUCAAGACGUUAUAAUAUUAUAGAAGGUAUAGCCAGAGGGAUGCUUUAUGUUUAUGAAGAUUUCCAGCCAAGAAUAAUUCAUCGUGAUCUCAAAGCUAGCAAUAUUUUGUUAGACCGGAAGAUGAAUCCUAAAAUUUCAGAUUUUGGCACGGCAAAGAUUUUUGGUGUGGAUCAAUCUCAACGAAAUACAAGAACAAUAGCUAGGACAUUGCUUGGAAACAAUGGAGAAAUGGGACACCAUUGGAAUUGAUGGAUUCAACAUUGAAGAACUCUUAUUCAAGAAAUGAAGUGGUCCGAUGCAUCCAUAUAGGCUUGUUGUGUGUUCAAGAAGAUAUGGUAGCGAGGCCCUCUAUGGCAUCUGUAAGUGUCAUGCUCAACAGUCUUUCUGUUAGUCUACCAUUGCCUCUAGAACCUGCAUUCUUUGUUCACAGCAGAACAGAGUACUUGAGCUCGCCAAAUGGAUUUAAGUCGAAUUAACGUACAAGCAAGUCAAAGGAGUUGUCUCGAAAUGAAGCAUCUAUUACUGAACUUUACCCUAGAUAGAAUGACAAGUUUAGGAUGUAAAAUGAAAUGAGCUUUUUAUCGCACAGGAUAUGAAUGUAUUCACAUAAUAUGAAU